CCCUCACACGGAUCGAUGACGUGGCACAAGAUUUUUUUUGAAAUCCCGCCCAAACCCGGACUUCAAUUCAUUCGUGAUUCCAAUUUUAAUUUUUCCUUCACAAACUCCUCUCUUCUUAUCUGUCCUCCUCACCACACCGAAGCAAAGCAAUCGUUUCACUCACUCUCUCUCUAUAACCCUAACCCUAGAGGUUUUACCAUGAAAGGAGGUAGAUCGAAGGCGGAGCCCAAGAAAGCUGAUUCCAAGCUUUCUGUGAAGAAGAAAGGUGCCGAGAAACCUGCUAAACAGCCUGCGAAAAAGGGGAAGGCUGCUGCCAAGGAUCCUAACAAGCCUAAGAGGCCUGCCAGUGCCUUCUUCGUUUUCAUGGAGGAUUUCAGGAAGACGUACAAGGAGAAGCAUCCAAACAACAAGUCCGUUGCUGCUGUUGGUAAGGCUGGUGGAGACAAAUGGAAAUCCAUGUCAGAAGCUGAAAAAGCCCCAUUUGUCUCGAGGGCAGAGAAAAGGAAGACUGAAUACAACAAGAACAUCGAGGCUUACAAUAAGAGAAUAGCUGACGGACCAGCUGAGGAUGAGGAGUCUGACAAAUCGAUGUCCGAGGUGCACGACGACGACGAUGAUGAGAGUGGAGAGGAAGAAGAUGACGACGAGUAGGCGAAAUGCAGGAGGUGGGUGGGGAUUUGCGGUGAAGAUUGGGGCAGGUUGUGUAGGAUUUCUAUAACAUGAAGACUAGUCAUUUUGGGGUUAGUCCAUCUUGAUAAAUAGUCAGUUUUUCUCUUUUUGUGCUUGUUGGAUGAUGGUGGUGGUGGUAGGUGAUGAAAGAAGUUUCAGGAAGUCCUGAAGCUCACUUAUAUAUGGCUAUGUACUUGAUGUUCUUCAAUCUUCAAUGAUUAAACUAGGGUUUUUAUAUUGUUAGAAUUCUUUGCUUCUGCCAUCCAUAUUGAAAGUGUCUCAUUGUUUUGUCAAUACCAUGGUGGUUGAUUUUA
Messenger RNA from Camellia sinensis, 983 nucleotides. Its product is annotated as high mobility group B protein 3. Lineage: Eukaryota; Viridiplantae; Streptophyta; Magnoliopsida; Ericales; Theaceae. The record is from RefSeq and is a predicted model, not a curated record.